Protobothrops mucrosquamatus (brown spotted pit viper) is the source of this 612-nucleotide messenger RNA. RefSeq names its product calcium and integrin-binding family member 3-like. NCBI's taxonomy places the organism in Eukaryota, Metazoa, Chordata, Lepidosauria, Squamata, Viperidae. The record is from RefSeq and is a predicted model, not a curated record. Bases 1 to 612 code for a protein of 203 amino acids. The transcript has 5 exons. Gene Ontology annotation, molecular function: calcium ion binding.
AUGACCCAAAUUGGCCCGGCCUCCAAGGGUUCUGGGCUUGCUGGCUCUCACGCUGGGCUCCGUCUCCCUUUCGUCUUUCAGGAUGCCACUUUCUUCACGCGGAAAGAAAUCCUGAGAUUGUUUGACAAGUACCGGGACUUGGCGCCCCAGUUGGUGCCCCAGGACUACACCAGGAAGCCCAGCGUGAAGCUCCCCUACGAACUCAUUGCCAGCAUGCCGGAGCUCAAGGACAAUCCCUUCCGCCAGCGCAUCGCCGAGGUCUUCUCCGAGGACGGGGAGGGCAACAUGACCUUGGACGACUUCUUGGACAUGUUCUCGGUGAUGAGCGAAAUGGCCCCGCGUGACCUCAAGGCCUACUACGCCUUCCGAAUCUACGACUUCAACGAUGACCGCUACAUCUGCAAGUCCGACCUGGAGAAGACGGUCAACAAGCUGACCCGCAGAGAGCUGACCCCGGAGGAGGUCAGCCUGGUGUGCCACAAGGUGAUGGAUGAGGCCGACCUGGACAACGACGGGAAACUCUCCCUGGAAGACUUCCAGCACAUGAUCGUCAGAGCGCCCGACUUCCUCAGUCCGAACCCUCUUGACUGGCAGUCCGAACCGUCUUGGUGA